Daldinia vernicosa is the source of this 2318-nucleotide messenger RNA. Its product is annotated as heterokaryon incompatibility protein-domain-containing protein. The transcript has 2 exons. NCBI's taxonomy places the organism in Eukaryota, Fungi, Ascomycota, Sordariomycetes, Xylariales, Hypoxylaceae. The record is from RefSeq and is a predicted model, not a curated record. The coding region runs from base 358 to 2100 and encodes 580 amino acids.
UCUAUAUUGGCAUACAAUUUCUCCUUGUCGCCGUUUGAAUGCCCUGCGUCCCUUCUCCGUAUACUAUCAUGUUUUCCCUGUUCUAAAUUUGGUUGCAACCUAACCGCUCCUUUCAUUCCUUUAAUACAACCUCCUAUAUUCCCACUGGAUCUAGGCACCAUAUGACUAAGCACACAUAAUAUGUGGUAGCAACCCAAUAUGCGAUGAGGGCUGCUGAACCUAUAUCGUAUGGUUAUACUUAAGGCGCAUCGCUCGUCAAAUUUAGCUACUUAGCUUUGACACAUAGGUAGUCGAAGAGGAUCUCUUAAUUUCCCUCCAAGGACAUACUCUGGACCUCCCCCGUAUACAUCGGCAAUCAUGUUAUCCAAAACCGAGAUACGGAUUCUAGACCUGCUGCCUUCUUUAGGUUCGAAUAAUAGCGAUGUCCCGAUACAGUGCCAAACCCGAGUUAUUCCUUUUCCCACCAAUAUAGGGUUUGAGACCAUAUCAUAUGUAUGGGGAACAGCACAGGACUUCGUAUAUAUCAGCGUCGAUGGAGUCGAUGUGCCCAUUACUACAAAUCUUGCAGCCGUAUUGAAACGAAUUCGGCUGUCGAGCGACAUUCGAACUAUUUGGGUGGAUCAGCUGUGUAUCAACCAACAAGACGAGCAAGAGAAGGCUAACCAAGUCUCUCUUAUGGGCCGCAUAUACUCUAUGACAAGCCAAUGCUUGAUUUGGUUGGGCGAGAUUGGGCAUGAUAUUUCACUCUCUGACGCUCAAUCAGGGCUAGACUUUAUUUAUUUUAUCAGCGAGGGCAAGCAAAAGCAAGAGGGAGCUUCGGAACUGAGCGUAGAGGCUCUACAUGGACCGAUGCAAGCGUUAGAUUCAAUUGGCUUGAAAAACAACCCAUGGUGGACUCGAAUGUGGACGCUGCAGGAAGCAAUUCUUCCUCCUAAAGCCUGUGUCUUGUGGGGUCAGUUAUCCAUACAAUGGGAAAUACUGGUUUCUGCAGCUUCAAGGUGGAUAUCUCUUCCCUAUGACCCUAUCAUAAACACCUAUGAUGACACUCUCUUCAAUAUUUUCACACAAGUAAUAGGCUUUGUUUUUGCCAAGGAAAAUCGCCAAGGACCUCUCGACACAGCGUUCCGCUGGAGUUUUCGCAAGGCAUCAAACCCCCUUGACAAGGUCUAUGGGCUUAUCGGGCUUUUCCCGGCCGGAACUCUCCCCCGGGUUCGAACAUGUGAUUAUGGACUAUCCCGAGCUACCCUCUAUGCAAUGUUCACCGCGGACCUCAUUGAAUACCAUCAAAGCUUGCAUCCCAUCGCGUUACGAUGUUUACGCAACCUUCCAGAGAGUACGCCAGAAAUACCGCGCUGGGCUUUAGACAUGGGCGUCAGUCACCCUCAGUUCGCGAUGACUUUAGAUGGGAAUGAUUACGCCUGGUAUUUAAUGAAUACUUAUGACUGCUAUAACGCCUGCGGUGCAACCACGAUUGAUUGGUCCCGAUUCCGGUAUGACCAAACAUUGAAUACCCUGGAGUUGACAGGCUGCAUGUUAGAUUCUAUAAUAGUGGCUGGGCCAAGGCCAUGCAGCGAUGAGCCCGGCACUUGCAAUGUUUCGCGUGCCGGCGUGGCUCGGAUUAUUCAGGACUGGUAUCAAAUUGCCGAAGAAUUUUAUCAAAGUCAACUACGAAAUGAGUUAAUCGACGACAAAAAUUUAUGGCCAGAGUCUUUCUGGAAAGGCUUACUUGGUAAUAUCAAACUAGAUCCAGAAUUAUUCCCCGAAGGUCCAGCCACAUCGGAAGAUAUAGCGUUAGCAAAAGAAUUUGUUCAAACGGGUAGCAGAAACGAUACAUACUAUAGCAUAUUUGCAAACCUUGCCCACAGGCAAAUGGUUAUCACUAAGAUGGGCUUGCUGGGCUUUGGUCCUCAUCAUGCAGAAGUUGGAGACCAGGUUUGGAUUCUGCCUGGUGGCAAAAUGCCGUUUGUAUUGAGACCAAGUGAAGGGCAGUCAUUGUCAAACAAUGAACUUCUUUUUAUUGGAUCUUCUUAUAUAGACGGAAUAAUGGAAGGUGAAGCAAUGGAAUUCGUUAAUCCUGCUACUGAUAUUGUCUUGAGGUAGGAAUGGGGAUGGCGGCUAGCCUGUACUCCCGCGUUGUCUGCCGAGAAAGGUAAAUGAGAAGGAGGAGAGGUAGUCAUGGUCCUACUCGUGGUAUAUAACGAAUUUGCUUAUACGUAACAUAAUAUUUGAAUCAUUCUAUAGCGGCGGUUUCGACGUCUGAUAUAAGUCAUUGGAACGAGCAAAUGGCAGCACACAUUUUAUUAAAAUGAAUCCUCAAA